AUGAACGCCGAAAACUUCGCCAAGCUCACGGCCAUCUUAGAUCUCCUCGACCGCUACAAGAAGAACCUCGCCCAGGCUGUGCAGGUCGAGAACCCGGUGCAGGCUAGGCACGUGCUGCGGUCGGGCCGCACCCUGUCCAAGAGGUCCACACGUUCGGAAGGUCUGUCUGCCUUCGGCAACGCCAAUGAAGGCCAGCAGCCAAUGGACGCCGUGGCGCAUGCCCAGGAACGGCGCAAGACAGUCAAUCGAGCUCAGACGCUCCUCUUCAGAAGGCGGACAAGGCUGCGAAAAUCUUUCCCCAGUCUGUCAGAACCCGCCAGCAAAAGCAUUUCUAUAUCAUGCCUCGAUGAGGACCUCAAAGACUGCGUCGUCAGUCGGGGGAUGAUGCGCAUUUUUGAGAGCAGGCAAGACACCAAUAAACGCAGCUCAGAAAGUUCUGAGUGUGAAGCGCAAAGCGACUGCCUCGACUAUAUGCCCGAAAAAAGCUUCGGGCCCCCAGACGUUGACUGGGAAGAUCCACCUUGGCAACCCCCGAUGCCUUCUGGCAGUUUCGAUACGUUGAGCAGUGACGACUAUGCCAGUCUGCGUCCCGAGAUCUUGGGCCAGUUGUUUGACAAAAUCCUCGACUGUCUGCAGAACGACUUCGACGAAUUAGUUGGAAAGCUGAAAGAACAGAACGUUCACCUAAAACAGGAUGUCAUUUCCCUGAGAAAGAAACUUCAAGAUGCUGUGGAGACUAACGACGAUCAGGUGCAAGAACUGAAGGAGAUGACGGAUCGCAUCUCAUACUUAGAGACCGAGGGUCGCGAACUUACCCGACAACUCAGCACCCUAGAAAAACGCAUCAAGGCGUACCAGGAUAACCAGAAGGAUCUGCUAAAACUGGAGGAGGAGAAGCACACAUUGAGUCGGGAGUGCGCAUCGUUGCAAGAGUUGAUAAAGAAGCUGACGCUGCAAGUGAGCGCGCAGGACUCUCAGAAGGUGUCGGAGUUGGCUCAGGAUUUGAUGACUUUGAAGGAAAAGGAGAAGGAGAUAAAGUCUUUAAAGCAACAACUGAGCAAGAAGGAGCGGCUCCUUGAGUCUUUAAACGCAAGGCUCGCAACGCAACCGUUCCCAUCCAUCUUAGAAUCGCUGCGCGGCGCAGAGGCCGCCAGUAGACAAGCCACACCUCGGGGCUCCUUUGGCCACUUGUUCAGCUCGGUCUCCAGCCCCCGAAGGACCUCCGUUAAGCACCUGCUCGCCACUCCCCAGCCUCCCUCUUCAGAACCGGGUCUCUCCCUGGCCACAGAGUUGCAGCUCACCAAAAUACCGAGCGUGACGCGCAGGCUGGUAGAGGUGCAGGAGAAACUGGGGGCCACAUUGGCGGAGCUGGACAAAUUGCGGGAGUCCAACGAGUCUCUCAGAAGUGAACUCGACAAAAUGCGCAAAGAACUGGAGGACAAAGAAGCAGCGACGCAUCAAGAGCUGCAGGAGCGUUCGAGUGAGCUAGCUGCUGCUCGGGAGCAGCUCAAAGAGAAGACAUCGGCGCUGCAGCGCACAACAGAGGCCUUGAACACAACUAAGGGAGACCUUAACGCCUCGACAGCAGCUCUGUAUUUAACGGCAGCAGACAACGAGUACCUGCAGGCGGACAACGAACGCCUCAAGGCCCAAGUUGCAGAAUCGAAGCAAAUGCUGCGGGAAGCCCAGGAACGCCAUGCAGAGGCCUUGGCGUCGCGCGCUCCACCAGCCGUUGUAAAGGAUUUGGAGGAAAGAGUCGCUCAGCUCGUGCAGGAGCUGCAGGCCAGAGCCUCUCUGCUGGAUAGGGCAAAGAUGCAGCAGGGAGAGUUGGGGGAGGAGCUAGCGCAGAUGCAGCGCAGCGUUGAGCAGAGUAUGCAGCAGAUCGAGGAGUUAUCUUCGCAAGUGAAGACACUCGAGGGGAAGCUGGCUGCAACAAACAACGUGGCAAGUGCCCUUGGAGAGGCAAGCAACAAAAUAAUUGAGUUGGUGAAAAACGGAAAUGCGGGCGGAGAGGACAGCGAGGAGGCGGUGAGGCGACAAGAGGCACUCCUGGAUUUGCUGGAGCAGGAGCGCCGCCAUACUGAGGCCCUAGUUGAUAGUAUAAAGCAACAGCAGUCGAUUGAGGUAGAGCAACGGGAGUUCCAGGAGACUGCUGAGGCGAUGCAGCAGCAGCUGCGGGAACAGGUGGAGUGCCUGCAGGAGCAGCUGCAGCAGCAAGAAAAGGAGGCUGAGGCAAUGAGGCAGGACUUAUAUCAGCAGGUUGAAAUGACAGAUAAGGCCAAAGAGGAGGUGCAGGCAGAGCUGCGCGCAGCGUGCGACAGGCUGCGGGAGCUGCAGCAGCAGCUGCAGGAGACAGUACAGCAGAAGCAGGAACUGGAAUUGGCAGCAUCGGAGUGGGAGGCCCAGAGGACGGAGAUGAGUCGCGAGAGGGAAGAAACUCAGGAAGCAAUGCAGGCACAGGAACGCGAGCUGCAGCAGGUGCAAGAGCGAGUGCAGGAGCUGCUGCAUCAGAUCGACGAGUACGUCAGCAAGGAAGCAGCCUAUAUCGCUGAGGGGGAGGCUCUUCGGGGAAACAUAGGACAGCUGGAGCUGUCGAUGAAAGCAGCAAAGGAAGAGACGGAGCGGCAGCUAGCUGAAAAGGAGCAGGACAGGCAGCAGCUGGAGAUGGCGCAGCAGACAGCAAUGGCCGUGCUGCAGCAGCAGAUUGAACAGCUUAAGGGAGAAAGAGCACACGCUUUAGAAAGUUCCCACCGGGAGGAGACAGCAGCCCUGAAGCACGAGUACGAGGCUCUGAAGGAGACAGUGAACAGUCUGAGGGAGCAGAACGCCAGCUUAUUGGAGCAGCUGGAGCAGCAACAGAAGCAGACGCGCAGUGCGCAGGAGGACGAGCAGCAGCGGUGGCAACGCAAGUACCACGGCUUGCUCUCGAGUCUGGGGGAUGCUCAAGACAGGUACAAGCACCUCGAGCUGCUGCUGCAGCGGAGCUACAGGGAGUCCCACAAGUGGCUUCAGGAGGCGCAGCAGCAGCUGCAGCAACUACUGCAUAGGGACAGCCAGAGCCGAGAACUUCAGCUCAAGCAGAGCCCGCAACAGCUCGAGCAGGGAUGCACGGAGCUGGGCGUGGGAAGCUCAGGGCUGAGGGAGCCGCAUGCAGCGGCUGCCCAUCCCGGGCUUGAGAAGGGGAAGCAGCAGGAGGAGGUUCUGGGGGGUGGUAAGGCCGUCAUCACUCAGCAGCAGCAGAUGCCGGACGCUGAGGCCUUGCAAAUGGCCCCAGAGGCACUCAAACCACUGCAGCAGCUCCUUGCCAUCCUUCAGGAACAGCGGCAGCAGUUUGGGGAAGCGGAGAACAAACAAAAACUCCUCAUAGCCGCCAAUGAACGGAUGCGCAGGGAAAACCAAUACCUCAAGGCGGAGGUGGAGGAGCUGAAGAAUCUGGUUUUGACUGAGAAGCGGGAUGGGGGCGUCGCCAGCGUACUGGAGGUGGUGCAGCGACAGCUCGACCAGUUGGCUACUGCAUUUGAUGCCUUUAAGAAGGCAGAGGCGCAGCAGCUCGCGGAUAUGAAGGGAGCUUUAGGAGGCCCUACGCACGUCUUCAACGUCUCCUACCCUCCCUUUGUCAUCCCGAUGGUGAAUGUGCACGAAAGCAGAGACGGCAACGACAAGACUAUCAACAUUUCGGGCAUAUUGGACGUACGGGCAGCCUCCACUGGCGGGGUUCCUGCAGGGGGGUUGGGGGGCCUCUUCGGUCCUCGGGCGCCUCUCCCUGCUCUGCAGGGCAGCCGUUUCCGCGAGUGGGUCUCGAGAUGGUGCGACAGAGGUUGCUGUUCAUCCAAUGAAGGGCUUCUUAACGGCCCCGUUUGCUGCUCAGGAGAGGACUGCGGCGCAGAUGCCCAGGGGGACACCUGGCACACGAACACACAGGUCUUCAAACCUACGGGGAAGGAGGAGGUGCAGGCCUUGCGCCUGUGCGUGGGCCCUGCGGGCAGCGCUCCCAGGCUGGAGGGGCCUUUUCAAUUGUCUGAGAUGAUGGAGUUGCCGCCAAAGGAAACAAACCCUAGUAGCAGCAAUAACAGCAACUGCAACAGCAGUAACAACCUUGCUCCUGCAGCGGCGUGCUGA
This is a messenger RNA of Eimeria acervulina, 4119 nucleotides long. Its product is annotated as myosin heavy chain, putative. The transcript is spliced from 17 exons. The coding region runs from base 1 to 4119 and encodes 1372 amino acids. Lineage: Eukaryota; Apicomplexa; Conoidasida; Eucoccidiorida; Eimeriidae. The record is from RefSeq and is a predicted model, not a curated record.